This is a messenger RNA of Teleopsis dalmanni, 3086 nucleotides long. RefSeq names its product transmembrane protein 245-like. The record is from RefSeq and is a predicted model, not a curated record. Lineage: Eukaryota; Metazoa; Arthropoda; Insecta; Diptera; Diopsidae. The transcript has 9 exons. The coding region runs from base 122 to 3076 and encodes 984 amino acids.
UAUAUAUUAAAAAAUAAAAUGUUUAAAAAGUUUUGUUUUGAUGAGCUUUUUAAAUUAAACUAGGAAAACCAGUCAACAUCUCAAAUUUGUUUGUGAUCUUUAUUUCUAAGUAAACGUUAACAUGAAUCGCUCAGACUCUAUCCGACGAGAUCGCUCUUUCGACAGCGUACUCAACAAGUUUAUGCGGAUGCGAUCUCAGAAUAAUGAAAGCUUCAGAGCGGCAAUGUACAAUUUCUUAAUCGCGGCUGGAGUAUGUGCGCUCGUUGCUGUGUGUUUCAUACUUGGCCCUUUCGUCAGACCCUUGUUAUGGGCGUUUUUAAUGGGCGCUGUACUUUUUCCUUUCAAAAAGAAGCUGGCCGAUUUACUUAAUAGUUGGUUUGAACGUUUAGAAGCGCAAGAUUCAAACGUUUUUGUCUCAAUAUGCUUGGGACCAAUGGAAGCUACAGAACAUUGUGGACGAUUGUUGGUUGAUUGGUUUCGUGAGCAUUGGCAGCUUAUAACCGCUGGAUUCGGUAUAGCUGCUAGCGUUAAAUUGUUGAUUGCGUAUGCACCUAAAGGUUUUCUGUGUGCAGUAUGGAAAUUAAUUGUAUUUUCACAUACAACCUUCGUAGAUUUAAUCAGUUAUCUUAACAUUUAUUUGUUAAUUGUUAUUGUAUCUAUUUAUUUGACGUCAGUUUACUUUUUAUGGAAACCAGAACUAAGUUCCCGUUUUGCUAUUUUUGGACAAUUGCUUUGGGUGGCCAUUGUCACUUAUGCAUGCAGCUUCUUAGGAGCAUUUCAAGUACCUGUAUUAAUUGUAAUAAUGAUUUAUGUAAUUGUUUCUAUUGGUUAUCAUCUACAAAUGAACGAGGAUUCGAGCACAUUAGUGCAAAAAUUAAAAAAACUGUUAAACAAAAACGAUUUCGAGAAAUCCAUGGCAAUUAUAGCAGAGAAAAAGCAAAGCUUGCAUUCUGACAUUGAAGAUAUAUCAUUAAGCGAGACAAUGGAUUCUGUAGAAACAAUCGAACCUAGCAUAGUUAAUAAUGAACCAAAUAUAAGCGAUAAUUACUUUAAGUUUCUCUUCUAUGCAUGUAUUACAACAUUUUUAUAUCGUAACGCAUGGAUGUGUAUAUUGGCAGCAAUUCCAAUUUCAUUGCAUCUACUCAACACCUUAGGAGAUAUAACUGGCUUAAAGGGAUUUAUUUACAGUAAACUCAAUGAUUUUUAUAAUAAUAUUAAGUCUUGGACAAUUGAACAUCACUCCGCAAUUUUGCCAUUGUGUUUACCAGGCAUUUUGGAAUUAAAUUACAAAAUCAAUGGCAUUGUCAGAAAUUCGCUGAAAUCUUCUGUUGAUUUGGUUACGUCAGUUUUAAUGAUCAUACUUAUGUUACUCAUUAUUGUCUUUUUAAGUGUAUUCUUUUGCGUUAACAUAUAUUCAGAAACUAUUGAAGUUGCAUAUAUGGGAAAAGAUCUCAUUAAUAAAACUAUUACCAACCGACCGGAAUUAGUGGAUAUAUUACCAGCUAAUAUACAAUCCUCACUAGAUGAUGCAUUAGAUAAUGCACAUCACUAUGGACGAAGAAAAAUAGAAGCAUAUAUAAAUGAUUGGUUAGCUGAAGCUGAUCCAGUGCAUGCAACGAAAUUAAGAGACCAAAUCUUAGAUGUUUGGGAUCGUUUGAUACAAUAUUGGAUUGAUUUCAAUAAAUCCGAUACAAGUUAUGGACCACGUGUGCCGACAGAAGCACUAAAAAGUACUUUUGGUGAAAUUGUUGAUAAUCCUGGACAUUUUAAAGAGCUAGUUUUAGUGGCGAAACAGGGUAUCAUCGGCUGGGCGCAGAGUAACACACAAACAAUAUUGGAAGUAGCAGAAUCACUAUGGCAUAUAAUACGUACAAACCUUUCAAUGAUUAUGUCCUUUACGGGUGAUAUACUUUCAUUACUGUUAUCUGGUGGACAAGCAUGUAUUGAAUUUAUACUUGAUAUGAUCGUUUUCUUUACUGCUCUAUUCUAUUUAUUGGCUAGUAGCAAUGUUCAAUAUGCACCUUUGCAGAUAACAAAGUAUCUUGGAUUUUCAUCUUCGGGCACAAAAAUUGCUGAUGCUUUGGAUAAUUCAAUUUCUGGAGUUUUAAUUUCUUUAUUUAAAUGCUCUAUUUUCACGUGUCUUUUUACUUGGUUUAUGCAUACCAUAUGUGGUGCACGUAUUGUAUUUUUACCGGCAGCAUUAGCCGCUGUUCUUUCUGCUGCACCAUUUUUGGGUAGUUACUGGUGUGCACUGCCUGCGUUCUUGGAAUUAUGGCUAGCACAGGAUCGAUUUUAUGCAGGCAUUUUCUUAUUUUUAAUGCAAUUUUUUGUGCCACCUUAUUUUGAAGCAGCAAUAUAUUCAGAAAUGAAAGGUGGCGGUCAUCCUUAUCUAACUGGUUUAGCUAUAGCUGGUGGCAUGUACUGGUUUGGCUGGCAAGGCGCGAUAUUUGGACCACUUAUGCUGUGUUUCUUUAUUGGCAUGGUUGAAAUUGCUGCUGUUGCAAUGCGCUCCAAUGAUGAUACAAGACGUAGUUCAGAUGAAGAUACACGCACGACCAAUACCGAAGUAGUCGAUGUAAUCGCCGACCUGGUCUCAAGCAGCAUGAAUGCAAAAAUGGGAACUACAAAAAAAUUAAAUAUAGAAAUUACGAAUAGUGAUUCACAAGAUCACAAUGCAAAUCCGUUACUUAAUCGUUAUCAUGAAGAUAUUAAGGUUUCCAAUAAAAAUGAUUUAUCAACGAAACCAAAACCAUCUGUGGGUGGAGAAAAACUUGUAAAUAAAUUAUUACCAAAGCAUAAUAAACAAAUAAAUAUUUCGGAUAAAGUUGAUGUGCCAAAAGAUUCAAUACCUAUUGUAGAGGAACCUAAAGUUGUGAACAAAUUAUUGCCAAAUUAUGUUGACCAAGAAAAUAUUCCGGACAGUGUUGAUCUACCAACAGAAUCAAAAACUACUAUAGAUAAUGUAAAAUUUAUUCCUCAAACAAAUACUAUAAGUUCUACCGUACCUUCGGAAAGAGUUGAACUUAAGAUUAUAUCAAAAAUUAUAGUGCCACAAAGUGAUCAAAUUAAUUAUUGAUUUAUCUGUA